ACCAACAUCCAUCCACGCAACCCGCCAAACACCGUCGCGCUCCCUCCCGUCAUCUACACUUCCGAAUCAGUUCGCCGUUCCCGACACCAUGAGAUUGACGAGUGAGAUUCUUGCGGCGACGCCGAGUUUCCUUAACCCCAUCAACGAUAGAGAGCUGGAUCUCAGAGGCCACAAGAUUCCCGCGAUUGAGAAUCUUGGUGUUGCGGGGCCCCAAGAUGCGAUAGAUUUCACCGACAACGAUAUCCAGCAGCUGGGAAACUUCCCGCUGUCUGAGCGACUACAUACUCUGCUGCUCGCCAGAAACCGAAUAUCCGUCAUCCAGCCGACGCUCGUGAAGUCGAUACCAAAUCUCACGGUGUUGAUCCUGACGGCGAACAACCUCUCCGAACUGGGCGAUCUGGAGCCGUUGAGCAAGUUCAGGAGGCUUGUACACUUGUCUCUGUUGGAGAAUCCGGUGACGAGGAAAGACCAUUACAGGCACUGGGUGAUAUGGAAGUGUCCGACUGUUAGAUUUCUCGAUUACCAGAAGGUGAAGGAUGUCGAGCGGAAGCGCGCCGAGGAGCUAUUUGGAACCGAGAAGGAGCCAUCACCGCUUGCGUCAAAGAUCAUGGGCAUCAAGUCGCGCACAUUCGACUUGGGCGAAUCGUCAGGAAGCGGAAACAAGGAGUAUGCGGUCAGGUUGACGGCGGCCGAAAAGAAGAAGAUCGAAGACAAGAUCAGGGCCGCGAAAAGCUUGGAGGAGAUUGCGAGGUUGGAGAAGGUGCUGAGGGAGGGACCUUCGGCGGAUCUCAUGGAGGAAUAGAGAGAGACGGCAGGAUACAUACCUCGUACUUUAAUGAUCAAAGGAAGGCUGGGUUCGUCAAACGGUUUUUUGGGGUGAUAGUUGGGGUUCUUGUACAAAAUACAUUACAUAGGGCGCUACAUCGCUACUUGCCUUCCUCGUUCUGGACCGCGCCGAAGUAUUUGAGCGAUCUCUUGUG
Messenger RNA from Tricharina praecox, 980 nucleotides. RefSeq names its product leucine-rich repeat-domain-containing protein. Gene Ontology annotation, molecular function: U2 snRNA binding; protein binding. The transcript has 5 exons. Gene Ontology annotation, cellular component: U2 snRNP. Gene Ontology annotation, biological process: mRNA splicing, via spliceosome. NCBI's taxonomy places the organism in Eukaryota, Fungi, Ascomycota, Pezizomycetes, Pezizales, Pyronemataceae. The record is from RefSeq and is a predicted model, not a curated record. Bases 89 to 802 code for a protein of 237 amino acids.